Colletotrichum paranaense is the source of this 1020-nucleotide messenger RNA. RefSeq lists its product as uncharacterized. Bases 1 to 1020 code for a protein of 339 amino acids. The transcript has 3 exons. Lineage: Eukaryota; Fungi; Ascomycota; Sordariomycetes; Glomerellales; Glomerellaceae. The record is from RefSeq and is a predicted model, not a curated record.
AUGUGCCUCUCAUCUGCCAUCACCAUUCCUUUUCCAGCCGACCCUUCCACUCGCCCCCUGGCUCUCCCACCCCUCCCACCCACAUCCAGUUUGGCGGGCCACAACCAGAGCCAGAGACCAGGGCACACGCGAAGCACUCCGACGCACGCCGCUUUCUUCCCGACAUACAGCACCAUCCCGCAGCGAAGACUCAGUCAGCCAACUUCCCCAUCCCAUCCAUCCCGCCCGUAUCGCGCCUGUGCUGCAAGCCUGCACCUCUACGCCGAUCACUCAUCCGAGUCCACCCCAAGGCGCUUCCGCGAUCGAAAUACCGCGCGCAGGAUCGAGACUGCCUCUUCACCCCGCCAAACACCAUAUAUCACCCACGAUAACGACCCUUCUGUUACCGUCACCCCUCGUUUCCCUGAGCGACGUUUCCACAUACACACUGACGAGCCCACAAACAACGGAAUCCCGAUUUUGAGUGCCCCUCUCGCCUCGCUGCGGCUCCUCAUUUCUCUUCCCCUACGGCAAAGGCGACCGAUGACAUCGCGGUCCGACGCAUCCACGAUGCCUUCUCAACGACCUUUCUUCCUCUCCACCUUCUUCAACUCCUUUAGACAACAGUCUCCUUCGGCGACGGCGCUAUCAUCGCAGCAACCGAAUAAGCAUACCACGCAAACAUCAUCGUCAUCGUAUGCCACACAGUCCGCUGCUUCAGCGCCACGAGCCAUUUCCUCGAAUACGUCAACAAGUAGCGGCGGAAAUAACGCCAACGCCAACUCGACGACCCGUUCGACAUCGGGAGUCGUGAAUCAAUACCCACUUCACUCCCCGCGGGGUGGCAUCCCCAUUCCCGGUAGCGCCAACCGACGGCGCGGAAGCGACAGCAGCAGUGAAGGAUUCCGCGAUGUAUUAGGUGCCGAUAAAUGGUACAUCGGAGGGCGGACCGCUGGCGGCGAGGAAAAGUUCUUCAAGCUGGGCGUUGUCAGGAGGGUGCGCAGUAACGACGGCCUGAGUCUGGAUCGACUGAGUUUAUAG